Molecule: messenger RNA, 1353 nt
Organism: Scleropages formosus (Asian bonytongue)
Lineage: Eukaryota; Metazoa; Chordata; Actinopteri; Osteoglossiformes; Osteoglossidae
Product: proteasomal ubiquitin receptor ADRM1-like
Exons: 10
Coding region: 118-1332 (404 amino acids)
Cellular component (GO): proteasome regulatory particle, lid subcomplex; cytoplasm; nucleus
Molecular function (GO): proteasome binding; endopeptidase activator activity
Source: RefSeq, a predicted model, not a curated record
UGCACAGACAAGAGUGGCAGUCGGUAGCUUUCUUUUUUUUAAAGUUACUUUUUAAAGCGGUUCGCCCUUGACCCUUAUCCCCUGUUGCGGUGGACUCGUCGCUCCCGUGCAGCAGCCAUGUCGUCCGGAGCGCUCUUCCCCAGCAUGGUGUCCGGCUCACGAGGCACCUCCAGCAAGAACCUGGUGGAGUUCCGCGCCGGGAAGAUGAGCCUGAAGGGCAGCACGGUGACGCCAGACAAGCGCAAAGGCCUCGUCUACAUCCAGCAGACAGACGACUCGCUCAUCCACUUCUGCUGGAAGGACCGGACCACCGGCAAUGUGGAGGAUGACCUGAUCAUCUUUCCUGAUGACUGCGAGUUCAAGCGGGUCAACCAGUGCACCACAGGCCGCGUCUAUGUGCUGAAGUUUAAAGCCGGGACCAAAAGGCUCUUUUUCUGGAUGCAGGAGCCCAAGACAGACAAGGAUGAGGAGUACUGCCGCAAAGUGAACGAGUACCUGAACAACCCACCCAUCCCCGGUGCCAUGGGGGGCCAAGGCAGUGGGGGACAUGAGCUGUCUGCCCUGGGAGGUGAAAGUGGACUGCAGAGCCUUCUGGGUAAUAUGAGCCAUAACCAGUUAAUGCAGUUAAUCGGACCAACUGGCCUUGGAGGUCUUGGUGGUCUAGGUGCAUUGGCAGGGCCCGGAUUGGCCAACCUGUUGGGCAGCGCAGCCCCGCCCGCCAGCAGCCCUCUGUCCAGCUCUCGCAGUCAGUCAACAGCCACCGUGCCCUCCUCGGCCUCCCCUGCACCCCGGCAGAGCUCGGCCCAGACCACACCCACACCCGUCGCUCCACAGGUUACUGCUUCCCCUGCGGCCAUUCCCACGACACCUGCGGCCCCCCCCAGCCCCACACAUCCCAUCCACCUGAGCGACCUGCAGAACAUCCUGGCCACCAUGAAUGUACCCACCCUGGCGGCUGGUACUCAGGGAGUGGACUUGGCCAGUGUUCUGACGCCAGAGAUCAUGGCUCCUAUCCUGGCCAACGCCGAGGUCCAACAGCGCCUUCUGCCGUACCUGCCCUCAGGCGAGUCGCUGCCGCAGACUGCUGACGAGAUCCAGAGCACGCUGACGUCACCGCAGUUUCAGCAGGCAAUGAGCAUGUUCAGCAGUGCACUGGCCUCAGGGCAACUAGGGCCGCUUUUGAACCAGUUUGGCCUUCCCUCAGAGGCCGUGGACGCCGCCAACCGAGGAGACGUGGAAGCAUUUGCCAAAGCCAUGGAGAAUGACAGCAAAGGGGAGAAAGACCGGGACUCGAAAGACAAGAAGGAUGACGAAGAUAUGAGCCUUGACUAAAGUACCUUGUUUUAUUGGCGC